This is a messenger RNA of Geodia barretti, 4034 nucleotides long. NCBI's taxonomy places the organism in Eukaryota, Metazoa, Porifera, Demospongiae, Tetractinellida, Geodiidae. The record is from the annotation of a GenBank genome assembly.
AGCUGCCAGCGCUCUUCAAAGUUGUGUGUAGCUGCUUCUCUUUUGCUGCUGACCGUCCAACUAGUUUAUGGAGAUUUAGCUGUGAGGUGGGAGACACAGCAUUUUCCGAUAUCCGCAACGAAAAGUUGACGAAAGUUGACGAUCGGCGGCGAUUUGUUCUUUUCGAGAUAGUAACCAUAAGUCGAGCUGUGGAAAGAAUCUAUUCUACGUAUAUACGUCCUCUUUGUUUCUGAGACGUCCUAAACGAACCAGCUAAGGAGAGAUGGCAGCCAUAAACGUCUACUCCAACGUGCUGGAGAGAGGCGAUUUGUCGGGGAUCCGGGGCAGCAGCCCGUUCGGCGGCGAAGCCGAGGAGCGAAGGAGCCCGGUGGAACUACAGCUGUCAGAGGUGGAAGAGAUACUGGAGCAGAACACUGCGGCUGUUCCAGAGCUCGAGCCCUCCCAGCAACAACAGCAGAGGCAGGACGGAGAGGGAAGUUCGAGGACCGCUUGGACCGCGAGCAGCGACCCGAACGACGAGACCUCUGCAGCCGAGGAAGAAGAGAGAGAGGGAGAAGAGGAAGAGAGCAGCAGCGACACCAUGACAGAGUCCCAGGAAGACGUCCUGUCCACGGAGACGCCGCCCAGCGAGCGGCGACGCAUGAGCCUAGCGGAGGGGUUCUGGGCCUGCCUUAGUCCCGUGGUUACCACGUUUUGGAAAGGAGGACGCGAGAAAGUCGGGCAGGGCACGGGGAGCGGGGAGGAAAUAGCGUUCGCGGACAUAAAGCAACUGGAGUUUGUGGGGUCUGGUGCUCAGGGAGCGGUGUUCAGCGGCGAGUAUCGCGGGGAGAAAGUGGCAGUGAAGAAGGUGAAGGAAAAGUCUUACUGCAAGGAGAUCUGUCAGCUGAGAAAACUCAGUCACAGCAACAUCGUCCAGUUCAGGGGUGUAUGCACGAAACCACCCUGUUUCUGUGUAGUGAUGGAGUUCUGCCCUCAGGGCAAUCUCUACGACUACAUCCGCUCCACGAGGGAGAUCCUCCCCCCACAGGUGGUCUGCUGGGCUCGCCAGAUUGCAGACGGAAUGCUCUACCUCCACUCCAAGAAGAUCAUACACAGGGACCUCAAAUCACUCAACAUCCUAGUGUGUGACGACCACUCUGUCAAGAUAUCCGACUUUGGCACCAGCAGAACCAUAGGCGACAACAGCACUAGAAUGACCUUUACAGGGACUGUGGCGUGGAUGUCACCCGAGAUGCUGAGACAUGAACCCUGCUCCGAGAAGGUGGACGUCUGGUCCUAUGCCGUCCUAUUGUGGGAGAUGCUCACUCACGAAAAGCCCUAUAAUAAUGUGUGUACGUCUGCUAUCAUAUGGGGAGUGGGAAGUAACAAGCUCAACCUCCCCAUCCCGUCCACCUGUCCCUCCGGCCUCAAGAUCCUCCUCGAGAUGUGCUGGCAGCAGAAGCCGAAACAUCGACCGUUGUUCCGCCAGAUUCUGAUGCACCUCGACAUUGCAGCCGGAGCUUUCCUGGCCAUUCCACCCGAGACGUACCUCAAGACACAGGUUGAUUGGAGGGCAGAGAUAGAGGUUCACCUAAAGAAGAUACGGCAGGAAGGACUGGCUCCACCUCAGCCCGACACCCAGCUGGUCCAGCAGAGAGAGGAGGAACUAAAACAUGCCCAGGACGUGAGGCAGAUGUACCAACAGAAGCUGCGCAACGCCAAUCGACUCUACCGCAGACUCAGUACAUGUAAGAAAGAGAUGGAUGCCAAGGAACUGCAGCUACUCAGGAGGGAGGAGAAACUCCAUGCAAUGAUACACAACAUGAGACGCCACGACCAGCCGGCCAGUCGAACGGUCCUCGAAUCCUCCGACUCCACGGAUGACAUCGACCACACCGGCCGACAUCUGCCCCCUCCUCCCCUCUCCCCCCUCACUCCCCCUCCUUCCACCCAUCUCCCCACACACGACAACAACACCGUUAAUUUCGGGACUCCGCCCACCUCGUCUCGUAAGAAACCACACCCCCGACGGAAGAGGCGAUCGACUGACCGAACCAGUCCUGAUAAGGAUAUCCAGCCCCUGGCCACACACACACAUCAACCUCUCGAUUCAAAGACCAAUCUCCCAUUAGUUCCCAGGACACUAGGGGCCCAAUUCUCCCCCCGGGACCAAAAAACCACCGUGAAAAUGGUCCCCACUGGACUAAACCUCGAGGGAACCAAUCACACCGACGGGGCCCAGCGUUCAAUUGAGGGGGGCUCGAAAUCGGAUGACUCUCUGGAACCCCCGAUUACCCCGGGGGGCACCCUGUCCCCAGCGGUGGACGAACUCUUACGCAGCCUUCAACAGAAGGCUUCUCCCUCGCCCUCCUCAACAAGAGAUAGGACCCACAGGAGAACAGGGUCGGGCGGUUCAGCAAACCUACUGCCACAAGGAAGGAGAAGCAGCUCUACCACAAGCACGCCAGGCUCCGGGAGACACAGUGGUGUGCUGGAGAUGGCUGGUGUGAGACGUACCUCUUCACCUUCCCUCUCCCCCUCUCACUGGAUUCGUUCCAACAAACAACACCAGCAGCACCAUCAGCAACAACAGACCACACCGCUACUCAGGGAGCACAGAGAGAAGAUGAUGUCGUCGGUGCCCUAUUCCAAACUGGACUCGUCCGAUUCCAAUUCCGACACGGAGACCUACAGGGAACAGGACAACAGCAGUUACUCGGGGACCUCUUCUGUCCUGAAUAGUGGUGUCCUAAAAACACAUCGGGAGAGUCAGCUGCUUUCCUCUACUCAUGCAUGUGGGGGUCAAAGUACAACCACACCCACCAAUCACCACCAGCUUCCUAUAAUUCAUCUUCUUCCUGCCCCAAAAACAACUCUCCAGCCUCCGCCGGUGUAUUCCCCUGCACUUAGCAACGAGAGCAGCUGUGACAUCACGGGAACAGAGGGACACGACGCGGACUCUGAAUCAGACUGUGGGGAGACCGAGAGCGCCACAGAGGAUCACUACCCUACCACCACCGCCACCACAAACACCGAGACCAUCUCACACUCCUUCUCCCUCUCCCUCUCUCCGACGUUUUCCUCAUCUGUCACUCCACACCCUCCGUCCACCUCCUCCGAUCACUACAACACCUCCCCCCUCUCCUCCUCCUCCCUUGGUUCGCCAGUUCCCCCCAAUUUCCCUUCUUCCGUUCCCCUCAAAUUCCCCUCCUCCUCCUCGCCAGCCGGCACACCGCGGCUGCUCUCCCCACCACCUCUCACUCUCACUGAUGAUAGAGAGCCGGAUUUUACAAUCAUCACCGCCAUGGAAGAGGAGGGAGAAAUCGACACACGUUCACCGAGAGACGAACCAACCUGCACAACUAGUGAGGAAGAUGUGUGUGAGAGCAGCAUCACCAGCCAGGGACAGGUAGCAAUGCUCAUAUCGCAGUUUGAAGUCGGCCUCAACGAAUCAAUGACAGCUUCAGGCAAGGAGAGAGAUUACACCGAAGCCCCUGUUUGUGAGCCAGUUUCGUCAGCCGAGGUCGAACCGGAGAGCCCGAGGCUCGAAAUACCACUGCACAUCCGCCGCAAGCAACAGCAACACCACCAGAAUCUAACGAGAGGGUCUUACUCGCCGGUCAAAGUAGAACAGGCCCUCUCCCUCCUCCAGGACAGCGGUCUCGGGAAUUCCACGACCAUUGUCAGACAUUUCUUUGAGAAUAUCGUGAGCAAAGGCCCACCGGAAGAGGUCGGGAUGAACAGGACCUACAACACAACCACGGAACUUGAAGAUAGCGGAUUUCAGAGUCCGCUGGCUGGAGCCCUGUAACAAUCAAACUCACGAAAGAACUUCUUAUGUAUAUAGCUACCAUGUAUUUAUACAGUGUGCCAAAAUAUCCAAUCAGUUAUUAUCAGUUUUUCACACAAACCCUAUUGCCAUCUUCUUGUAGAUUAUUAUGACACUAAACUACGUAGCUAUAUAUCAUGCAGCCAGCUAUUACCAUGCAUGCGGACUGACUGCAUUGGAGAAAAAAAUUUGUUGCAAAUCUUUUGCGAAUGGUAUGUUGGCCUUG